This is a messenger RNA of Coregonus sp. 'balchen', 1246 nucleotides long. Lineage: Eukaryota; Metazoa; Chordata; Actinopteri; Salmoniformes; Salmonidae. The record is from the annotation of a GenBank genome assembly.
AUGAGGUGGGAGUUAUCAAAUUAUAGCAUGCAGAUUUAUCUGAUUUGUAGGCUAAAUCAGGGAUUAACCUUGAAACAAUUGCUUUAACUAACUUCCAUAUCUUAUUCCCUUUUCUCUCUCUCCUUUUCUAAACAGUGAAUCUCAGUCAAGGUCAAGAAGAAUUGAUUCUCAGUCAAGAAGAAGUGAGUUUCAGCCAAGGAAAAUGCUUCACCAGGACCGACCCUUGAAUCCCCUGUACGGAGGCCAGGGAGGCGGCUCCUCGUCACUGCGGAUCCUCAGCAACAACAGCCAGCAGCAGGACGGCAACUUCAACUUCCUGGGUCAAGACAAUGACAUCAUGACGGGAGGGGACGAGAACUGCAACCAGGUGCGUCCUCGUAACCUGGGCCCGUUGGGCCGCGACCAGCCCCACCCUCCCUCAUCCUCCUCCAACCACUACGGUCCAGGGACCCUGUCCCCGCUCUCACGCCUCCCCUGCUGGAGCCCCCUGGAGCCCCUGUCUGAGAUUGAGAGUGGGGACGAUGGGUAUGGAAGAGUCCCCCCCGACGGCGCAGAGGAGGGCAAGAUGGAGGAGGAGAUGGGGAGGAUGAGCGAUGACGAGAAGGAGAAACAAGAGCUGGGGGGAGGUGUCAUGAAACAGGGAGUGGUGGUGGAAGAGGAGGAGGUGGAAGUAGAGGAUCCGGAGGAAUGGGGUGACAGCGACUCAGAGUUUGAGUUCAGCUACAGGUCCAGCGGCAGCCUGUCCUCUCUCAAUAUGGAGAGCGGAGGUGAAAGGACUGGGAUGGGGGGGUGGGACCGCAUUGGAGUGGGGGCGCCCAAGGUCAACCACCACCAGGGGAGUGACCAGGAAACCCCUGCCACCCCUGCAUACCCCCUUACCCCCUCUUUGACCAGGAAGUGGGACGACAAAACGGAGAGGAAAAGGAGCGGCACGCCUCUGAGAACAGGGAACAGCCUGCUGGACAGGGGAGCGUUGUCGGACUCAGACACGGACUGCGGUGAGCUGCCCGAGUUGGAGGAAGCCGUGUGGACCCUGAGGGACCGUGAGCGCUUCAAGGCCCAGGAGAUGGAGAAGCACCAGGUCCAGCUGACCAUGUACCGCAGGCUGGCUCUGAUCCGCUGGGUCCGCACCCUGCAGGGCCGCGUCCAGGAGCAGCAGAACCGCCUCCAGUCCAGCUUUGACGUCAUCCUCGACCACAGGAAGGAGCUGCUGCGCAUGGGCGCUGCCACCGCCAGCCAAUCGUAG